Messenger RNA from Canariomyces notabilis, 2214 nucleotides. RefSeq names its product glutamine-dependent NAD(+) synthetase with GAT domain-containing protein. Lineage: Eukaryota; Fungi; Ascomycota; Sordariomycetes; Sordariales; Chaetomiaceae. The transcript is spliced from 22 exons. Gene Ontology annotation, cellular component: cytoplasm. Gene Ontology annotation, molecular function: NAD+ synthase (glutamine-hydrolyzing) activity; glutaminase activity; ATP binding. The record is from RefSeq and is a predicted model, not a curated record. Gene Ontology annotation, biological process: NAD+ biosynthetic process. Bases 1 to 2214 code for a protein of 737 amino acids.
AUGGGCCAUCUUGUGACGGUCGCGACCUGCGCUCUAAAUCAAUGGGUGCUUGACUGGGAAGGGAAUCUUGGCCGGAUUAUCGAGAGCAUCCAUCAGGCAAAGGCAGCGGGUGCCCGCCUCCGAGUCGGUCCUGAACUGGAAAUCUGCGGAUACUCGAGUCUGGACCAUUUUCACGAGCUCGAUGUCUACACACACAGUCUGGAGAUGCUUCGCCGGCUUCUGCUGGACAAGAGCACCCAUGGCAUUCUUCUCGACAUUGGCCUGCCCAUCCUGCACCGGAACCUGAGAUACAACUGCCGCGUCAUCUGCCUUGAUGGGAAGAUCCUCUUGAUUAGGCCCAAAAUGUGGCUCGCCAACGACGGCAACUACCGAGAAAUGAGGCACUUCACCCCUUGGAUGCGCCCCAGAGAGACCGAGCUUUUCCAUCUGCCCAAGAUGCUGGCCGAAGUGCAGGGCGAGACGCACGUCCUGUUUGGAGACGCCGUUAUUUCCACCCCUGAGACUGCCUUUGGCGCGGAAACAUGCGAAGAGCUGUUCACUCCUAAGGCGCCGCAUAUUGACAUGGCCCUGGAUGGUGUCGAGAUCAUAACGAAUUCCAGCGGGAGCCACUUUACCUUGAGAAAACUGGACACCCGGCUCCAGUUAAUCACUGAGGCUACUCGGAAGUCGGGUGGUGUCUACCUCUACGCCAAUCAGCAAGGCUGCGACGGCGAGCGUCUAUACUUCGAUGGCUGCGCCAUGAUCAUAGGGCACUCUAACCGCGUUGCAGUCGCCCAAGGCUCUCAGUUCAGUCUCAACGACGUCGAGGUCGUCACCGCCACGGUCGACCUGGAGGAAGUGAGGGCGUACAGAGCAUCCAUCUCGCGCGGUCUUCAAGCCGCGACAUCGAAUGCCAAAUAUCAACGGAUACAAACCCCAUUCGAGCUCAGCUCUGAGGAUGACGAUGCCGACAUUGAGAAAAGGCCUACUCUGCCGAUUCAGCCCAGAUUCCACCCGGUCGAGGAGGAAAUCGCCCUUUGCGGCGGCUGUUACCUCUGGGAUUACCUUCGCAGAUCCGGUGCGGCGGGCUAUCUAGUGCCCCUGAGCGGCGGCAUCGACUCGUGCGCCACAGCAGUAAUCGUCUAUUCGAUGUGCCGCAUUGUCAUGCAGGCCGUCGAGGCAGGAAACGCCCAAGUGAUCGACGACGUCAAGCGUAUCGCCAAAUACGGUGAAGAAGGGGCUCUUCCGAAAACGCCGCAAGAGCUCUGUAACCAGGUCUUCACGACCCUGUACAUGGGCAUGAAGAAGCAAAGCUCGCGCGAGACGCGCCAGCGCGCCCGCGACCUCUCAGACGCUAUCGGCAGCUACCAUGUGAACCUAGACAUCGACGACGUGUACGAGGCGCAGAAAAAGCUGGUGGUGGCCACGACGGGCUUCGAUCCCAAGUUCAAGGUUGAAGGCGGGACCGUGCAGGAGAAUCUCACGUUGCAGUGUUUGCAGGCAAGGAUAAGGAUGGUGACGGCCUAUGAGUUUGGCCAGAUACUCCCGACAGCUCGCAACAGACCUGGGGGCGGAAGCUUAUUAGUACUGGGUAGUGCCAAUGUUGGCGAGGUAAAGUGUCUGCGUGGCUACUUGACCAAGUAUGACUGCUCGAGCGCGGAUAUCAAUCCCAUCGGCUCUAUUGACAAGGACGACCUGAAGCGAUUCAUCAGGUGGGCCGAGAAGAACUUUGACUUGCCUUGUCUUCACGGGUUCUUGACCGCCGUUCCUACCGCUGAGCUGGAGCCAAUCACUCAAGAUUAUGUUCAGAGUGACGAAGCAGUGUCGCUUGAUGCUAACUUGUUACACAAGGGCAUGACGUACCAGGAGCUGACCAUAUUUGGUCGGCUGCGCAAGCUCAACAAGCUUGGUCCGUUUGCCAUGUUCCAGCGGCUGGUGCAUGACUGGAGCAUCGACCGUGAGCGUACAGCGGAUGACGAUGCGCCCUAUUACACGCCGGCACAGGUUGCCGAGAAAGUCAAGCGGUUCUUCCACUACUACGCCAUUAACCGGCACAAAAUGACAACUUUGACACCGGCUCUGCACUGCAAUGACUACUCGCCGGACGACAACCGUUUUGACCUCCGACCGUUUCUGUACCCGCCCUUCUGGAAGAGCUGGAGCUUCAAGAGGAUCGACAUGGAGCUUGAGAGGAUUGAGAAGAAGCGGGCGGGCAAGCAGACGGUAGACCGCUGA